Messenger RNA from Botrytis porri, 348 nucleotides. RefSeq lists its product as uncharacterized. NCBI's taxonomy places the organism in Eukaryota, Fungi, Ascomycota, Leotiomycetes, Helotiales, Sclerotiniaceae. The coding region runs from base 1 to 348 and encodes 115 amino acids. The transcript is spliced from 3 exons. The record is from RefSeq and is a predicted model, not a curated record.
AUGUCUUCUCAACUUAAUCGAUACUGGAUACCCAAUCUUGAUAUCAACAAGAGAGUUAUCAACAAGGAGAUUCAAUACUAUCUGGGACCAGAAUCCACGCUAAGGCCAUAUACACGAGACGGAGAAGAUGGAUAUCUGAUUAGCACGCCAGGAGAGUGCUUGACGGAUGAACAGAUAGAUGAUAUCUGUAUCAAGUCGAAGGAGCUCUGGGAAAAGCAGGCAGCGGCUCGAGCCAAGAAAGAGUCAGACAAGCAACUAAAGCGGCCUCUGCACCAGCCAGUCGUCAUUUCAAGAGGCUCAAAGCCCGGUUCCUCAAGACUCUAUCGUCCAAAUCAUAGAACUUCUUGA